AUGGCGGAGGCGCCCGACACCGCCGCCCCCACCCCGCCGCCGCCAGCGCCAGCUUCGGCGCCGGCGACUUCGUCUCCGCCUCCCAAGUCGGGGAUCCCGCCGUGGUACGACCUGGACGCCAAGUGCGACGCGUGCCUCGACCUCUCCAUCCGCCGCGUCGCCUACUUCUCCUGCGGCGUCGGCGGAUCUUCCCGAUCCGGUGCUAUGGCUGCAUCGAUCCGGCGCGGGUUGACUGCAGGAGACGCGACGACUUCUCCAGUCAGCGGGUCCCCUUUACCCAAGGUCGACGGGGUGACUUCAAGUGAUGGACAGUCUCGAUCUCUUGUUCGGAUUGACGUUUCCCAGGAGCAGCUUAAGGCUCAAGCAGAUCUUGCUUCUCAGGCCAUGGAUCAGUGUGCCACUGAUCUUGUCGUUGUGUGGGAUGAGGAUAUUCCGUCCGAGAUCCACAUGAACAAUGACCUGUUGCAGCAACUAGUUCAAGAGAUGGAUGACCAAGUGAUAUGCAAACAAGUCAUCUUCAAGGCACCGGUGCUGUCCAAGGGUGCUGUCCAUGAAGUAUUCGACGGAAUGUACCUUAGGAAGGAGACCUCAGUACAGCAGAAGCAAGUAGUUUCUAGGACAUCAGUUGUCCUUGACGAGGAUGCCUCCCAGGUGUUCGAGCAAAUGCCCCUUUUGGAUGACACGGCAACACAAGCUGAGGAAAUCAUGUUCUGGGCUGCUGGGGCAUCUAGAGGAGCUACACAGGAUGCCUCUAACGACAUGUUUUCCAAGGAUGUGGUAUGGGAUGAGGAGCUCUUGCAUGGACAUGGCCUAGACUUGCAUGCUGAUCUAUUGCAGCCAGUAGCAGAGUUUGGUGAGAAAAGCAUUUUGGUUGCUGAGCCGGCUAAUGAUGAUAUGUUCUCAAAUCAACACCCACAGUCUCUUCAACUAGGCAGGGAUGCUGUGUACGAGGUGUUUAUUGAAACCUCUCUAGAGGAGAAGGUGGCAGUAAAAGUAAAACAGAGAGAUAAUGUGGUACAAGUUCUUUUUGAUGAAAUGCCUUGUACGGCCCAUGAGCAGCAACAGCUUGAGAUAUACAGGAUCUUUGUGAGACAAUGGGAUCUAGGUAUCCUUAAAUGGCUCAGGAAUCUUUUUGAGCUGCAGUCAUGGAAUGGAGAGGAUAUGAAUGAACAGGGCAUGGUUCCUGUAAAUGACAUUUUCAAUGUAUUGCCUGCUGGCCACGAGUUGAAUUUUGGCACUGUGACCUUGGUCAUUUAUGAAGGAUGGCACGUAGCCAUGGGUCCGCACGAAUUAGAAACAAUACAGUCAUGGAGAAUUAAUGGUUUUAGUCCAGGAAGCUGUGAGCUCAACAGACAAUCUAUACUUGUUGCUACUAACUUGCAGUUCGCUUAUACAGCUUUCAAGUUUGUCUCCUUCACUGAUACUUAUCAGAUGGAUUUUCGAUACAAGAACACAUGCAUUUAUAUUGGAGAAUGGGACCGUGGUAUUUGGAGAUAUGCUUGUUGGCUAACUGAAGAUAUGCUACCUGAGUUCUCACAUGCCAAUGUGUCCACACUUGCUAGUGAGGAGACAGAAAGCAUGCUUUUCCAUGCUAGUGGUUUUAAUCCAAGAGAGAGUGCAGCUUGUCCAAUGGUCAUGGCUACAAUGAAGUGGUGGCAUAAACAUUUCAUUCCAUGA
Molecule: messenger RNA, 1677 nt
Organism: Miscanthus lutarioriparius
Lineage: Eukaryota; Viridiplantae; Streptophyta; Magnoliopsida; Poales; Poaceae
Source: the annotation of a GenBank genome assembly